This is a messenger RNA of Fusarium musae, 600 nucleotides long. RefSeq lists its product as uncharacterized. NCBI's taxonomy places the organism in Eukaryota, Fungi, Ascomycota, Sordariomycetes, Hypocreales, Nectriaceae. The transcript is spliced from 2 exons. The record is from RefSeq and is a predicted model, not a curated record. Bases 1 to 600 code for a protein of 199 amino acids.
AUGGUACUUGGUGUAGCAAUCGGCCAUGCCGUGAGCCCUGCUGCUGGUGCAGGCGUUGGAUUCGGCAUUUUCAUUGCAUCUAAUAUUCUCGCCAUCAUUCUUUCCAAGUCCCCCGACUCUAGACCUCCUGGAUUCUUUGGCAAGAACAAUGUACUGUCCAAGAUGUGGUGGUUCUCAUUCUACUCUUUCAACCAGCUUCGCCGAGAUCUCAACAUCGUCGUUGGAGGUGGAAAGAGAUGGAACAUCCCAGUCUUCUGGGGCUUCGUCCUCCGAUACAUCUCAGCCCCAAUCUUGGCAAUAAUCGUUUCUUUUGCCUUCCCGUUGUUCUACACCAAGCGAAACGACCCGUUGCAUAUUUUCGCCUUCGCGUCCGCUUGUGGCGUUAUGUGUAUUGUUGCCGCUGGCUUCAUUCUCCCGCGAUGGUUCGACGUCUUCGUCCCUCCUGAGAAGCUCCAUCUUAGUGAUACUUUCUAUGCCCCUCAGGUGGUCAUGGCUCCUCUCGAGGUUCACCGCGAUGAGGUCAUUGAGCAUGGACAACAUGCUGGGGAGGGACAUGUCGAGCCUUACCCGAGGAAGAAGACAGAGGCCCAGAGCUUCUGA